Molecule: messenger RNA, 1343 nt
Organism: Ipomoea nil (Japanese morning glory)
Lineage: Eukaryota; Viridiplantae; Streptophyta; Magnoliopsida; Solanales; Convolvulaceae
Product: dehydrogenase/reductase SDR family member 7
Exons: 12
Coding region: 164-1135 (323 amino acids)
Cellular component (GO): membrane
Molecular function (GO): oxidoreductase activity
Source: RefSeq, a predicted model, not a curated record
AUUAUGCCGAAGGGGCGAAAGAACCGAACGAUAAACGCAGAUUUCCUCGUAGAGCUCGGACCUGCGACUAUCAGGCGGCAGUGAACUAAUUAGCGCAUUUGAUUCUAUAAAUAGAGGCAAAAUCAGUUUUUACUUCACAGGAAAGAAGCGAAAGUGGAUCACAAUGGGGAGCAUCAUCUUCAUCUUAUCCAUUUUCGUUGCUUUUAUCGCAGUCUUCCUGUUCAAGUUCCUCACCUCCGAUGCGGAUUUCAAUUUAUUGUCCAAGGGGAAAGUGAAGCGCAAAGAAAUCGAGGACAAGGUUAUUUGGAUUACUGGAGCAAGCCGUGGAAUAGGGGAGAUCCUUGCCAAGCAACUUGCCACUCUAGGAGCAAAACUCAUUUUAUCUGCUCGAAAUGAAGCUGAACUGGAGCGUGUGAAGCAACAACUUGCCGGAAAACACGCGCCAAAUGAAGUGGAAAUUUUGCCAUUAGAUUUGACGGCAAGUGAAGAUAUUCUUAAAAAGGCGGUAGAGAAAGCUGAAUCUUUUUUUAAUGGAGCGGGUGUGGAUUAUAUGUUCCACAAUGCAGCCUAUGAGCGUCCUAAAACAGCAGCACUGGAUGUCACAGAAGAAGGCCUCAAGGCUACUUUUAAUGUCAAUGUUCUGGGACCAAUAUCUCUGACACGAUUGCUAGCACCAUUCAUGCUGAAGAGGGGAAGAGGACAUUUUGUUGUGAUGAGCAGUGCUGCUGGAAAGGCUCCUGCACCAGGUCAGGCGGUGUACUCGGCUUCCAAAUUUGCAGUAAAUGGGUACUUUCACACAUUGCGUUCUGAGCUUUGUAAGAAAGGGAUUAAGGUAACAAUAGUUUGUCCAGGACCUGUAAAAACAUCAAGUACCUCAGGAGCGGGGGGUGCCUCUGAGAAGCGAGUCUCAUCUGAACGGUGUGCAGAGUUGACCAUUAUUGCUGCCAGCCAUGGUCUCAAGGAAGCCUGGAUAUCGUAUCAGCCUGUGCUUGCUGUAAUGUACUUAGUGCAGUAUAUGCCAGCAAUUGGAUACUGGCUAAUGGACAAGAUUGGGGCAAAACGCGUAGAAGCUGCAGCUCAAAAGGGCAACACCUACUCCUUGGGUUUGCUCUUUGACAAAAAGAAGGCACAGUGAACAGAAAACCACUUGGUAAAACAAUAAUGGCACACCUGUCUCCAAGCGCCUUAGUUUCAAGAACACAAGAAAUUUGUCAAAAGUAUUUUUACUGAUCAGUGCUUGAAUACGCCAAUGUAAAGAAUACUCAGAAAGAUUUGCCAUUUUGUUGUACUGAAUAUUAUCAAUUUAUUGAACGUCUAAUUUUACUUAAAAGUUGAGUAAUUCA